Molecule: messenger RNA, 3419 nt
Organism: Notothenia coriiceps (black rockcod)
Lineage: Eukaryota; Metazoa; Chordata; Actinopteri; Perciformes; Nototheniidae
Gene: lrfn5b
Product: leucine rich repeat and fibronectin type III domain containing 5b
Exons: 5
Coding region: 23-2407 (794 amino acids)
Molecular function (GO): protein binding
Source: RefSeq, a predicted model, not a curated record
AUUAACCUGACUGAAAAGCCAAAUGGAGUCCCUCCUGGUUUACCUGAUAGUCCUCGGUGUGGCCGUGAAGGCCCACAAAAUCCAGGUCUGCCCCAAACGCUGUGUCUGCCAGGUGCUCAACCCCAACUUGGCAACUUUGUGCGACAAAAAGGGUCUUCUGUUUGUGCCCCCGAACAUCGACAAGCACACGGUGGAGAUGCGUCUCGGGGAUAACUUUGUAACCAGCGUCAAACGGAAAGAUUUUGCCAACAUGACAAGGCUUGUGGACCUGACCUUGUCUCGAAACACUAUCGGCUCCAUCGCACCCCUCGCUUUCAAGGACCUGGAGAACCUGCGAGCCCUUCACCUGGAUAGCAACCGUCUGUCCCGCAUCAUCAACGACACCUUCAGCGGCAUGUCCAAGCUGCACCACCUCAACCUCAACAACAACCAGCUCUCAAACAUACACAUCGGGGCCUUCAAUGAUCUGACAGCGCUGGAAGAGCUGGACUUAUCCUACAACAACUUGGAAAGUGCGCCGUGGGUGGCCAUUCAGAGGAUGUCCAAUCUCCAUACGCUCAAUUUGGACCAUAACAUGCUCGGUUACAUCCCAGAGGGCACCUUCUCGGGGCUGCAGAAGCUCAAGAGGCUGGACGUGACUUCCAACAAGCUCCAGAAGCUUCCCCCUGACCCUAUUUUCCAAAGAGCCGGGGUCCUGGCCACCUCUGGGAUAAUGGGGCCCACGUCGUUUGCGUUGAGCUUUGGAGGGAACCCGCUGAGGUGUAACUGUGAGCUUCUCUGGUUGCGGAGGUUGCGGAGGGAGGAUGAUCUGGAGACCUGUGCCUCACCGCAACACCUCGCCGGGCGCUAUUUCUGGACUGUCUCAGAGGAAGAGUUCCUGUGUGAGCCUCCUCUCAUCACCAGGCACUCUCAGGAGCUGCGAGCGUUGGAGGGUCAGAGUGUGACAAUGCGCUGUAAGGCCAGGGGGGAUCCCGACCCCAUUAUCCACUGGAUCGCCCCUGAUGGACGCCUGAUGUCCAAUUCCUCCAGGGCCGCAGUCCACUCAGACGGCACGUUGGACAUCCUCAUCAGCACCGUCAAGGACUCCGGUUCCUUCACCUGCGUGGCCUCCAACCCGGCAGGUGAAGCCCAGCAGACGGUGGAUCUUGUCAUUGCCAAACUCCCUCAUAUCACCAACAACACAGUCGCAGAGCAGGAGCCCGACCCCGGGUCAUCAGAUAUCGCCACAGUGACAAAAACGGGGGUAGAGGAUGGAGGUUUGCCUCUGGGGAACGCAAAGACGAGCCAGGAGAAGAAAGUAGUGAUCGCUGAGGCCACGUCCACCUCGGCCAUGGUCAAGUUUAACUUCCAGAGGAGUAUUCCUGGAAUACGCAUGUUCCAGAUCCAGUAUAAUGGCACCUAUGAUGAUUCACUGGUUUACAGAAUGAUACCCCCGACCAGUAAGAGCAUCACGGUUAACAACCUGGCGGCGGGAACGCACUACGACCUGUGUGUGCUGGCCAUUUACGAUGACCAGGUCACCUCGCUGACGGCCACCAGGGUGAUCGGGUGUAUCCACUUCACCACAGAGCCGCAGUACCUGAGAUGCCACUUCAUGCAGUCCCAGUUUCUUGGCGGCACCAUUGUGGUUAUCAUUGGAGGGAUAAUUGUGGCCUCAGUGCUCGCCUUUAUCAUCUUCCUCAUUGUGCGCUACAGGGUGUGUAACCAAGGAGAUACAGAUAAGGCUCUAGAGAUGGGGGAUAUUCGCUCACUGAGCAGUGAUGGACAGCUGCAGGGCUGUGGGGUUCCUAAGUCCCUCUCCAAGCAGGUCCUGCGUCCCGAGAAGAACGACAAGGAGUGCCUCCGGAUUUCCCUGCCGCCUCCGGAGCCAGCCAAGCAGAAACAGCCCGCCGUUGAAGCCUCCACCAAACCCACCAUCCCAGACUGCACUGUCUCCAACUCUGCUGCCACUCACAGCUGGCACCCGGCCUCCCCGGGCGCUCCCCGGCCCAAACGCUCCACCGCUCCACCCAAACCCUCAGAGGCUCGCCGGGCUGAUGUGGAGCUUGAUAACAUGAACCGGAAUAACUCGUCAGAGGUUAAAAUGAACACCGCCGUCGCACUGGCUUUUCCUGGCCAGCCCAACAAAUGGACCGCAGCACCCAGGGGUCCGCGGCCCCAGCCAGCGCCUCGACAUUACAUGACUGUACCCGCAGGGGGAGUGAGGGUGAACCGCAGGCACUCCCUGAACGCUGACUCAUAUAUGGAGCACUGUUAUGUGGCUUACCCCAGACCCGGGGCCAGCCUGCGCUCCAAGAGAAGCCUGUCGAUGAGCGUGGAGCUGCCGCAGCUGGACGGCUCCACAAACAUUCACCGGGCCAGGGACAAGUUCUCCAAGUCUGAGUGGCUUCUGGAGAGCACUUUAUGAUUUGGAGUUUAUCACCUGCGGUCCCUCGUUUUCUUGGAUCGGAUUUGUGGCCCGUUGUGGAACAGACAAGGGAUUUAAUGCCUGAUUUUGAGCUUUUGUGCUCUCUAUUGACGGACCUGUAAGCUUCUCUCAUAUAUAUGAGGGCAAAGCAGGCACACAGGGUUAUUGGGAAACAUUUCAAAAAUAUGUUUUCGACCUUAUACCCUAUCAGUCAUCUUUGUAACGGCGUUUGACGAGACUUUGACGGAUGGCACAACGAUGUAUAAAACAACUUCAUGUACAAAAAAUGUUUAGUUGUGUGAGAUGCUAUAUAUUUCAGUACAACCAUAGGUGUUCAUGUGGUAUUGGAUGCAGUAAUCUGGACAUACUGUAUUAUAACCAAGAGAGAAACAUGCAGGGGGUUAUUAUACUCAGUGUCAUUCCCUGUUACUUAAAGCGAUACAAUCUCUGUAGACUUUGAACAUGAUUCUUGUCUCCAGCUCUACAGAAAGACGGUGACUUGUCUUAAUUACCUUGGUGGUGGAUGGAGAGAUUAUGAAUGUGCUUUACAUCCCAGAGGUGUUGGAACAGAAUGUAGUAGACAGACAGCGCUCCAUCUUUCCAUCCCUGACACCCCCAAACACAGCACAAUGCAGUAUUUUUGUGGCACUAGUCGACUCAGCCUAAUACUGCCCUCCGGUUUGAAUCGAUACAUUUUGAUCACAUAAUUACAUAAAGACUCCACUCUGAUAGGAUUCCUGUCAUGCCUGAUUUGAGCGACAAUUGCACCAACACCAACAGCAUGACAGGUACGGAUAGUGAUCUGAUAUUACGCGAGGAUGAGAUCCAGAGGAAUAUUUCCAUAUUUCCAUAUUUUUUACUUACUGGCGUUAUCGUGUCACGCAGAUGACAACCAUUGUAAAUUAACUUGUCGAUGUAAGAGAAAUGAUAAUCACAAGUAUGGGAGGACGUCAGCUCUUGAUUUUGCUGUUGUUUCUGUUUGAUGUUUACCAGUAUAAAUAAAACAGUGAUA